Molecule: messenger RNA, 3349 nt
Organism: Papilio machaon (common yellow swallowtail)
Lineage: Eukaryota; Metazoa; Arthropoda; Insecta; Lepidoptera; Papilionidae
Gene: CenG1A
Product: centaurin-gamma-1A
Exons: 15
Coding region: 443-3292 (949 amino acids)
Cellular component (GO): nucleus
Molecular function (GO): GTPase activity; GTP binding; GTPase activator activity
Source: RefSeq, a predicted model, not a curated record
GAGUCACUGCGCCGCACGCGAUAUCUACGCCAGUUCGCCAGUUCUUCGCCAGACGCGUCCGUGGGUGGAUGUGUUGCGAGCGCACGCAGUAACCGAACUUGCUUCGGACCAUAUCGGCAACUGGAAAUUGAUCAGUUCCUUGCGAGGUGACAGGAUAGCGAUCGCGUGUUUAGAAUAGUGAUGUAUCGGAAACAAUAGAUCUGGUUUUCGACGGCUUGGGAAUUGGACACAAAAAUGUGCACAGUGUCGCGAAUUUUAUAGAUUCGUGUGACCUUGUGCUGUUGAUGUUAAACAGUGUAGUUUCCACAGGUGCGACAUUUACUCUUUGUUUCCGAGUGUUAUCAGUAGAACUUGUUUUUAUUACUUUGGAAAACGUCUUGAUGUGGGAAUUGUAGUACUUUGUGUUUGGGGACAAUGUUCUAAUUGGCAAAGGACUGCGACAAUGCUAGCUGUGAAGAACUUUUUUAUGCCGGAGAAGCGGGUGGACUCCCCCCGUUUCUCCCGCAUGCCCGAAGCUCUCAUGAGGUCGAUCCGGCGACGCUCGCUGAGGGUCAAGAGGACUAAAUCACUGGUGCUCGUCAAUGAGAAACGGAAGUCCGAUUCGUUCGUCAACAGUCAAGAAUGGACAGCAUCAAGAGGUGUUACAGAGCUGCGAGUGGGUGUAUUAGGUUCUCCUGACAGUGGGAAAUCAGCUCUGGUACAUCGUUAUCUGACUGGGGCUUAUAUGCAAGAAGAAAGUCCAGAAGGUGGUCGUUUCAAAAAAGAAGUAAUAAUCGACGGUCACAGUUACCUCCUGCUUAUAAGAGAUGAAGGUGGACCACCAGAGAUGCAGUUUACAGCCUGGGUGGACGCAGUGAUCUUCGUAUUUAGUCUGGAAAACGAAAUCAGUUACAAAACAGUUUCGACGUACUUCAAUAAAAUGUCACACUACAGGAAUUCAGCUGAAAUUCCAAUAAUAUUGGUCGGAACUCAAGAUGCCAUAAGUGAAAGUAGUCCACGUGUAGUAGACGAUAACCGAGCUCGUAAGUUGACGAACGAACUGCGGAGAUGUUCUUACUACGAAACGUGCGCGACGUACGGCUUAAAUGUCGAACGAGUGUUUCAAGAUGCUUGUCAGAAGAUCGUGGGGACGAGGCUGUCGGCCUCCUCGCAGUGCCUGGCGGGCUCCAGGCCGGUCACGCCGCAGCCUCUUGCCAACUCACCCAGCCAUAAUCAUUCUUCAUUUUUGUACAAAGAUUCGUUACCGCGAGGCCAUCACACAUUGUCAGCAUCAUCCCAUCAUUUACACAGAGGCGCGUCUUCUUUUGACGCGUCAUCCAAUAGUAGUGGUAUUUCUUCCACCCACGUGGUCGAGAUCCAUAGCACGAAUGGCUCGGACACCUCCUCCAGAUGGGGCAACUCCCUCGGCAGCCAUGGCUCAUCAUCAGGCCUGGUCUCCAUUGCUACAGAGAACAACAACGUCAAGUUCACAGCGCCACACUGCCUGGAUAACCUGCAACCCGCGAAAGAUCAAAAAGACCUUCUCACACCAUCGUCUACUCCAACCACGUCAAGAAAGACGCGGAGAAGAUCGAAUUUAUUCACACCCUCGAAGAAAGGUGAUGAUAGACUGAAGAAUGGGGAGUUAGGAUCUGGGAGAGCGAUUCCUCUGAAGCAAGGUUACCUGUACAAGAAAAGCAGUAAAGCAUUAAAUAAGGAAUGGAAGAAGAAAUAUGUGACAUUAUGUGAUGAUGGAAGGCUCACAUAUCAUCCUAGUUUACAUGACUACAUGGAGGAUGUGAACGGUAAGGAGAUAUCUCUCCAGUAUGUGACGGUGAAGGUGCCGGGCCAGAAACCUCGCGGCUCCAAGUCUGUUAUCACCACAGUGCCGGGCUACAAUGGGUACACCAGCUUCGAUAUACAUGACAGCAUUGGGGGAUUGUCACUUGGCUAUAAAGAGAAGCCAUCAAGAGCGACAGAUAAAGCGUUGCUGUCAGCAUUUGACACCCUGAAGGAACCAGCUUCAAGCAGACAGUCGCUCGCCUCAGAAGUAGAAGUGGGGUCUACUAAUGGUGCGGACAAAGACACACCUCACGUUAAGAAACGACAUCGACGUAUGAAGAGCAGCGGAGUUAAGAAAGAUGGUGAUGAUGAAGGCGAAAGCGCGACCUCGUGUGAGUUCACCAUAGUGAGCCUGGAUGGCAAGCGCUGGCGCUGGGAGGUGUGUGCUGGAGGUGGUGCUGCAGGCGCAGGGGCCGCGGCCGCAGCUGAGAGAGAUGCCUGGGUGGCUGCUGUGGAGGCUCAGAUACUCGCCUCGCUGCAAGGACGGACAUCCCGACAGCCAUUGCCGACGGGUGCGAACUCUACUGGCUUGGUGCGAGCCACGCAGUACGUACGUCGUGUGCCAGGCAACGAUCGCUGCUGUGACUGCGGCGCACAGGAUCCUGACUGGGCCAGUUUGAACCUGGGUAUAUUGAUCUGUAUAGAGUGUUCUGGUGUGCACAGGAAUCUAGGCUCACAUAUAUCACGUGUCCGCUCACUGGAUCUAGACGAAUGGCCUUUGAGCUACGUGAAUGUGAUGGUGUGCAUUGGUAACGAGCUGGCCAAUGCUGUGUGGGAGGCGGAGCUGAGAGGACAUUCCCGACCACAGCACAACUCACCUCGUGAAGAUAAGGAGAGAUGGAUACGUCUGAAGUAUGAACGUGGUGCAUUCCUACCCAGUGAUGAUAUCAGUGUGUCUGGUGAGAUGUUACGUACAGCUGCAGCUCGAGGUAAGAUGGCGGUGUUGGUGCGCGCGCUGGCCACGCCCCCGCCACGUGUGCCCUCACCGCACGACCGCUCGCUGGCGCUGAGAGCUGCCGCAGCUGCGGGACAGCUCGCCGCCGCACAACUACUUAUAUGGCACAAUGGCAACCCCAACUAUCCAGAUGCGGACGGACACGGGUGUGUGUUCUACGCGCGAGCCGCAGCCAACCAUCUGUCCGGUAUCCCCGUGCAGUAUCCCACCAACCUGCAGCUGGUCUGUCCCCUGCACCCCUCACCACCGCAACAAACCUCCGCCUCCACAUCCACAUCCACCUCCAGCUCCACAUCCUCCAAGACUCCGGAGCCAGAGUGCAAUUGCGUCAUAUACGAACUCCUGAACGCUCAAAGCGCCUCCAAUGCGUUAGUAGAACUACUAAUAGGGCUUCAGAAUAAUCAGUAUAUGAAUAAUGGUUUGGACCCGAUGUCUUACGGCCAUGGAACCCUGAGCCGUCAUACUCUUGGACCCAAUUUGUCUUUGACUAAUGGAAAAUGUGGGAGUAUUGUGUAAUAUGGUUUCUUUAGGGUUGCCAACUUGUACUUAAUGUACUAUAUUUUUUAUUUUUUA